AUGUUGGACUGGAUGAAGGGGACCGAGGGCCCUCAGGCAGACACCUCCAAACUCCUGGAGCCGCCCGAAACCCCAGCUCCCGUGUUUGCGAUUCGCGCCUUCAAGAGCGCCUUGUUUGGCACUCCUGGUGCUGAAGAGGAGAAGGACCAAACUUCUGAUCUCAACAAACCCGCCCAUCACCGCAGCAAAAGUGAUUCCACCAAUUCCAUCCCAAUUCCCGUCCCAGCUCCCGCCCAAUCCGAAAAGGAAGACCCAAAACAGGACGAUUCCCUUUUCAACCCCGCGGGUUCCCCUACCAAAAGCAUCCUCGUUACACCCGGAACAAUCUCCAACCGACGCAAGACUGUCUCCUUUGGCGACGGGGUGUGGAUGUCAGGCUCCGCCGACGGAAGACCGCGCAGUCAACUCACACAAACACUUAUGGAUGCCCGCGACAACGCGUCCAAAAAUGCCGAGGGGGCGGAGACUUCGCCUUCCAAGUCCGCCGCCCGCUUCCAGAUGAAGGACGACUCCAGCGCCGACGACAUCACGGUCAAUCUCGAAGAUCCACGAUCGGAGUCGGGUAAAUACUGGAAGACAGAAUUCGACAACUACCGAACGCGUACCAAUCGCGAAAUCAAAACCCUCAUCCACUACCGAUCGGUCGCCAAAUCCUACGCGCGCAAGAAAGACACUGAGGCGCUACGCCUGGCAGAUAAGCUGCGGGAAGAAGAGGAGAAAGUGGCGGAUAUGGAACGCCAGGUGUCGCGUCUUGCCGCCACAAUUGUGGGAGAGAACUCAAAGGCAAAUAAAGAGGACUUGAUACACGACCUGAGCAGGCAGACCACUCUAGCUCUGCAAUACAAGCAGCAGGUCUCUUCAUUGCGUAAGAGUCUCGAACAGCAAGGCGUGGUGGGUGACAAUACCGCAACACUCAACGAGCCGGUCAAGAAGUCACCGCCCGUAGAUACGUCUGAAGAGCUUCGCAAAGCACAGCAGGAGCUGAAACAGGCCAAUGCCAAGAUCGAGGAACUGACGCGCGAGCAGAAGCCAUCUCAGAACCCAGAUCUCAAGGAACUACAAAAUCUUGCCCAAAGUUCAGAGAAAAAGGCACAGGACCUCGAGAAGGAGAACCAUUCUCUCAAGCAGACCAUGGCACGUGUCAAACAGGAAAUGUCAAGGUAUGAGGGCCGGCGCAAAGAAAAAGAAACCAGAUUCAGGCAGAGGGAGAUCAAACUAGAGGGGCGAGUCCAGGAGUAUCGUGAACGACUAAAGAAGGUCACCCAGGAGCGUCGUGAAUCGGAAGAUGCACUGAGAGCUAGCUUUGAUGAGGAACGUCGCCGCAUGCAGAGCCAAAUUGAUACGUUGAAGUUGAGGGCCACCAAUGCAGAGCGCAUCCCCGCGCUGAUGCCUCAACAACGACAUACGUUUAGCCCACGAAAGGACCACACGGGUGUGCAAACCCAUGACUUCGCAGAACUAGACCAUCCAGUGAUCGAAGAAGCUACCGAGGACAUUGAGGCACCACCCAGUCCAAGCCCCCGAACCAAGACGCGUCAUACGCGAAAUGCCACCACUGGGACAUUCGACUUGAAACGCGCAAGCCAGAAAAUCACGGCCGACGAUGCGGAAGUCACACACUACCUCCACGAAAUCCUGGACAGGCCACGCCCGAAGUCAUACCAAUUUGACAAGGGUCACGUCAUGCCCUCUUCUCUUGACACCGCCCCGCUCAAAUCUCUCGAUCGCAACCUCAAAACACAUGCCCACCAACCCACGGGCGAUAAACAGCGAUCAUACCGCUCACUAUAUCUACAUGAACCCGAAAACACAGGAACUCGGCCUGGGCACACGCAGCGGUCCCGCCCUCACAUCCGAUCUACACUCGACAAUAUCUCCGGCCUUCCAAACACCGAUACUGGUAAUUAUGCCGGACACACAAUUUCCGGAGGGGAGCGAGGGGGAAGACAAACGGGUCUGGCCGAUGUGAGCAAAGAACUCCUGUCGCCGGAGCGUAUUGCAGCAGCACAUUCUCGACUUCAUCAGAAGAAGAAUAUUCGGAGGCUCCGAGCUAUGGGGGAGGGAAAUAUCCGGCCGAUGGUUCCUUCGGGUGUUGGUCAGAGCUAG
Messenger RNA from Penicillium manginii, 2106 nucleotides. RefSeq lists its product as uncharacterized. The record is from RefSeq and is a predicted model, not a curated record. The transcript has 3 exons. NCBI's taxonomy places the organism in Eukaryota, Fungi, Ascomycota, Eurotiomycetes, Eurotiales, Aspergillaceae. Bases 1 to 2106 code for a protein of 701 amino acids.